CAACGGUGAAACAGCUGCUUAGUAGACUUUGAAAGAUUUCAAGUGUGCGUGUGCUUGAAGUUGUGCGUGCCGGAUGGCAAGAAGAAGAUGGCCCGUUCCACCUCAAUUAAGGAAGCACUGAAGCGUUGGCAGGAAGAACACGAGGGCCAGGAUCCGGUCGAGGCCGCCGACAUACAGCUACAGUUCCGCUGGCCACCGAUCGAGAAGAUGGACGGUACGCUCGGGACGCUCGUGAACUGUCAAAAGUUGAGCCUGUCAUCGAACAUGAUUGAAAAAAUCGCUGGCUUAAAUGGUAUGAAAAACUUGCGAAUACUUGCGCUCGGCCGUAACUACAUCAAAUCGCUUAGUGGUAUUGAAGUGGUGGGCGAAACGCUGGAAGAGCUUUGGAUCAGCUACAAUCUGAUCGACAAGCUGAAGGGUGUGGAAAGCCUGCGCAAGCUGAAGGUGCUCUACAUGGCGAACAAUUCCGUACGUGACUGGGGCGAGCUGGCAAAGCUGCAGGCCAUUGCCAGCACGCUCGAGGACCUGGUGUUCGCCGGCAACCCGCUGGUGGAAAACCUCGAAGAGGCGGUUUACGUCCGGGAGGUUACGAAGCGGUUGCCCACACUGAAGAAGCUCGACGGUGUACCGAUGCUGACGGAGGACGAGGACUAGCAGAAGAGGGAACGUUUGUGUGUGCGGGAGUAAUGGUGUCCUUUGCGGCUAUUAGGAAGGCUGCAGACGGUUGAGAGGGUGGUUAAUCCUUUGCCUCCCCGUAUCCCGCGGUGUUCACAAACCGCGCUCAAUUUAUAAAGCGCCCCUCGGGAGAGUGGUUUCGUGUGUCUGCGAAAUGGUUGCCGCUGCUGCAAUGAUUUGGUAGUUCACAUUUGAAUUCAUAAACGAAAACUGAGCACGUGUAACUCAGA
Molecule: messenger RNA, 905 nt
Organism: Anopheles merus
Lineage: Eukaryota; Metazoa; Arthropoda; Insecta; Diptera; Culicidae
Product: dynein light chain 1, axonemal-like
Exons: 3
Coding region: 88-654 (188 amino acids)
Cellular component (GO): cytoplasm
Molecular function (GO): protein kinase binding
Source: RefSeq, a predicted model, not a curated record